UUCAAACUCUCUUCCUCCUCUUUUCUUCUCCAUCUCACCUCGGUCUCGUCUCCUCUUUCUCUCUCCAUCUCUCCAUCCACUUCUCUUUGGUUUCCUGUCUUGUCGUGCCUCACAUCUGCUGGUCCUUCGUUGGACUGCUCCCCAUCCCCAUCCCCAUCCCGUCAUCUUCUGCAUUCAUCAUCGAGCCCCUGCUCGCCUUAUCGUCCUCGUCACUCACUAGCGUGCCGUCUUCCUUAUCAUCAUCCCAUAGUCAUCCUCUGUACAUCGGACGGCCCAGCGCUGUAAUUCUCAACCCCAUCGAUUUCCAUCAUGUCAACUCCUGCUCCUCCUGCUGCUCCCACGGUCACUCCCAAUACCAUCAUCACCCUAAAGGUGCUUCAUAAUGGGAGCAAUCGACGCUUCAAGGUUCCCUUGAGAGAGCUGGGAGCUCGGGUUCUGCCCCAGAAGCUCCGCCAACUUCUUGGCAUCCCGGAAGACGUUAACGUCAUCUUCGAGCGCUUUUCCGACAGCGCCGGUUCUUUCAUCCUCUUGGACAGCGAGAACCCCGCCAUUUACAAGCAACUCUAUCGUGCUGCCAAGGCUAAACUCAAGCUGCGCCUUCGGGCUACUGUCGUCGGCGAGGGCUCUCAGCCCCCGCUUUCUGAGGAACAGGAGCAGCAGAAACUGGCCAAGUAUAGCUACCUUGACACCGUUCUCAGCCCUCCGCUGCCCGAGUCUCAGAGUGAAUCCUCACCGGCUCUGCCAAAUGACUUCUCGGAGAACACUCCUGAUGUGGUGGAGGGUGCAGACAAGCCUGCCGACGUUGAGCCACAACCCGUGCAGCCAGUAAACACUUUCACGGCCCCUCAGCCCCAGUACCGUGACUUCGUGCUAGGCCAGGACAGUUUGAACACCCCCAUUGUCUCCCACACGUCCCCUACGGAGGUUUACUGUAUUGACUGCAACCACUGUGGUCGGUCCAUUCCUAAUGAACAUUACCACUGCAGCAUCUGUGAGAAUGGUGAUUAUGAUCUGUGUCUCGAGUGUGUAGACAACGGAGUCACCUGUCCAGAUGAGGGCCAUUGGUUGAUUAAACGAGGCGUCAAGGACGGGGUUGUCACCAACAGCACCACCGAAAAGGUUCCUCCUCGAGUGGUUCAAGCUGAGGAGCGAGAACCCGCCGCCGUUCCUGAACUCGUUUCGGAAGAUAUUCCUCGCCCUCUAUCUGCUGCGCCAGUGGUCCAUGCCGAUGAGCGUAUCUGCAACGGCUGUCUCAAGGAACUCGACGAGACCAAAAUGGUCACUUGUGCCGACUGCGAGGACUAUGAUCUUUGCAUCACUUGUCUUCUGAAGGACACGCAUGGUCAUCACCCUGCCCACACCUUUUCUCUUCUUCAUGACCGCCAAUUCUGCCUGAAGAAUAUGGUUCUGUCUCGUUGCAAGCCCGGACGUCAUCACCAGCAUGCCGCCAUCUGCGACGGGUGUGAGAAGAGCAUCAUUGGUGUGCGCUACAAGUGUCUCACUUGCCCUGAUUGGGACUUCUGCUCUAGCUGCCACACAGAUGCAUCCAACCGCCACCCAGGCCAUCGAUUUGCUCCUCUAUAUGAAUCAAUUGCCGAACCGCCGCAGUCCCACGAGGUUCAUUUUGGCAUUUUCUGCGAUGGUCCCCUUUGCAAGGCUCAGUCGCGAUCUACUUACAUCACCGGGGUUCGCUACAAGUGCUCUGUGUGUUACGAUACUGACUUCUGCGCCAAAUGCGAGGCCCUUCCCACCAAUUUCCACAACCGCACGCACCCCAUGGUCAUGCUCAAGACUCCCGUGCGAAACGUCACCGUCAGCACCCUCCAGGAAGACAGGCUGGACAAGCCGGCUGCCUCAUUAGGCGACCCGGUUCAAAACUCUACUCCCACACAGGCUGUUUCUACGCCACCUGUGCCUGAGACACCCGCCCAGGAGACCACAUCCGAAAAGGCGGCCAUCAAGGAAGAGCAGAUUGUCAGCGAUUCGCCUUCCACGGAUAGCGUCAAGGCCGAUGAGCUGCCUACCGGAGACCCGGCCUCAAGCUAUCAGGCCUUCUUCAUCCGCGACACCAUUCCUGAUGGCUCCGUCGUGUCUCCGAACAAAGUGUUCCAGCAGACCUGGACUCUCUACAACCCUGGCCCCCUUGCGUGGCCCGUAGGAAGUGAUGUGCGCUUCGUUGGUGGCGACUCCAUGUUCAACGUUGACACGAACCACCCAUUGAGUCUCAACUCGAUCUCUGCUGCUAUGGAGAGCAACAAACUAUCGGCACCGUUGGAGCCCGGCCAGAGCGCCGAUUUCACCGUGACCCUGAAAGCCCCUGGCCGGGUGGGAACUGCCAUCUCGUACUGGCGACUGAAGCUGUCAAAUGGCAUGCCAUUUGGCCAUCGGCUGUGGUGUGACAUUCAAGUCCGGGACGAUGAUUCUACGGUCAACCCGGCUCCUUCUGAAUCGAAGACCGUGGAAGAAAAUGCCCACCAGGAGAUCACGCCAACGGCAGCAGAUCGCGAAAAUGAACGCAGUGGAAGUCAAAUGAUCUUCCCCAAGCUGGAAAAGGAGUCGCCAGAGUCCAGUACCCAUGAAGGGGUGGUUACGGCCCCAGCGGCACCCCCCCUCUCCACUGCAUCCGAGCGGGAUGUUCUCGAGGACGUGGAAAACCUGACUCUCGGGGACGACGACACGGAGGCCGGAUUUUUGACUGACGAGGAAUAUGACAUCUUGGAUGCCAGCGAUCAGGAAUACAUGGACGCUCGGUCGGCCCGCCCUUGAUUGGUGCGAGGGAAACCGGCGAGAAAGCAUUUCUAAUAAUCUCUGUUUCUUUCUGUUUUAUUCGCCUCUCACCCGUCUCUUCGAUUAGUUUGAUCUUGCGCCUGUCUUCUUUCUGUUCUCUGCGGCAAGGAAAUUCGGGGAGUUGCCAUUGAAACGGAUGGAGGGCAACAAGUUGCUCUCGCCACUCUUGCAGCCAAAGAGUGGAAUCAGGGUGCUGUAAUUGGCCGUAGUUCUGCUCAUCAACGAGCUCUGUUUUUGCGCUAUGAAGAGUAUCAUUUCCCAGCUCUCUAUUUAUGGUAUUGAUUUACAAUCCCGGAUUUAUCU
Molecule: messenger RNA, 3090 nt
Organism: Aspergillus steynii IBT 23096
Lineage: Eukaryota; Fungi; Ascomycota; Eurotiomycetes; Eurotiales; Aspergillaceae
Product: ZZ type zinc finger domain protein
Exons: 4
Coding region: 310-2766 (818 amino acids)
Molecular function (GO): zinc ion binding
Source: RefSeq, a predicted model, not a curated record